Molecule: messenger RNA, 354 nt
Organism: Nicotiana tabacum (common tobacco)
Lineage: Eukaryota; Viridiplantae; Streptophyta; Magnoliopsida; Solanales; Solanaceae
Source: RefSeq, a predicted model, not a curated record
AUGGCAGAGUGGCGCCCUAACUUCAGUGCCACUGCCGCACAAAUUCAAAACCCCAUCGCCACCAUCCAACUAUGCAUCGGAAAAUCCUGUCUUAUUUACCAAAUUAUCCACUCCGCCAAUAUUCCCCGUCGACUCCGCCAGUUCCUCCAGAAAGAAACUUACGAAUUUGUUGGGGUUGAUAUUGAAAGUGCCAAGAAGAAAUUGAAUUACGAUUAUGGACUUUUAGUGUCGAAGAAGGUUGAUCUCCGAAAGUGGGCGGCGGCGGAGCUGGAGAAGAAGGAACUUCGCACGGCGGGACUGAAGGAUUUAGUGAAGGAAAUUGUGGGAAAAAAGAUUAUUCCCUCUAUUUUGUAA